UCGAGUCGAAUCCAUCAUCAUCGAGCUUCCGGUUUCCAUCUCGAGCGACAGGCAGCAGACGUCUGCAUCUCCAGGGCCGACGUCCAAGCCACCGAAAGCUUCGAGGAGGAAGAGAUCGGUCUCCAAAUUGUCGGGAAGCUUCGGACCAUGGGAGGCAACUCGAAGACCACCUCUGUUGUCGUCGAUGCCAGAAUAGCAUCGGCACCUGAAGAUCGCAAACCCACGUCCAGCAAAGGCAGCAGCAGCAGAAACAAACCCUCCGCCGCUGCCUUGUUCCCUGGAAGAGGAGACGCCGGACGACAGCCGCGUGUGGCUGAGCUCAAGGCGAGGAGAGCAAAGCGCUUAGCAGCGGAGGAGGAGGAGGAGGAGGAGGACAUCAACGAGGUAGCCGAUGCCUUCAUCAGGCGAUUCAGGGAGGACCUCCACCUGCAGCGCCUGCAGUCCAUCGAGAACUACAACCAGAUGCUCGCUAGGGGGCUGUGACCGUCCUUGCUGACUGCAGUGUGCUCUGUGCGCCGAUGAAUCAACUGCAUGCAGCACAAAUUUGUCUGUUCUCUUUCCUUUUCGUGUGCUUUCAGUUUGAUCCUUUGUAAGUUCAUUGUGCGUCGGGUGUCGGAGCAUGUGCUUUUAGCUUAGCCUGCGUUAAGUUCAUAUAUGAUCAAUGCAGCCUUUCGUUUCUAGUGACAGAAAAUUGUAUUUGAUCUA
Molecule: messenger RNA, 705 nt
Organism: Musa acuminata subsp. malaccensis (wild Malaysian banana)
Lineage: Eukaryota; Viridiplantae; Streptophyta; Magnoliopsida; Zingiberales; Musaceae
Source: RefSeq, a predicted model, not a curated record